Molecule: messenger RNA, 1188 nt
Organism: Trichomycterus rosablanca
Lineage: Eukaryota; Metazoa; Chordata; Actinopteri; Siluriformes; Trichomycteridae
Gene: abhd10b
Product: abhydrolase domain containing 10, depalmitoylase b
Exons: 5
Coding region: 13-882 (289 amino acids)
Biological process (GO): protein depalmitoylation
Cellular component (GO): mitochondrion
Molecular function (GO): hydrolase activity, hydrolyzing O-glycosyl compounds; palmitoyl-(protein) hydrolase activity
Source: RefSeq, a predicted model, not a curated record
GAGCGGGCCAGUAUGGCAGCUGUGGUGUUGGCUCGGUGUAAAAGAGCAGUAACUAAGGUUUUAUGUCAUGGAGCAGCGCCGCUUUUGUCGCCUACAUGUGUUCAAGGUGUCAGACAGAAAUCCAGCGUACAGUACGUAUCCCGACCGGACCUUCCGAAGCUAGCCUAUCGCAGGAUAAAAGGAAAGAGUCCCGGUGUGGUGUUCCUGCCCGGCUAUGGCUCCAAUAUGAACGGACAGAAAGCAGAAGCCCUGGAAGAAUUCUGCAAGUCUUUAGGUCAUUCUUAUCUGAGGUUUGAUUACUCUGGCCAUGGAGCUUCAGAAGGGGUUUUCUCAGAGGGAACUAUUGGAUCGUGGAAGAAAGAUGUUCUUUGCAUUCUGGACGAAGUUGCAGAAGGACCUCAGAUUCUGGUCGGCUCCAGUAUGGGCGGCUGGUUAAUGCUUCUUGCUGCUAUCGCUCGGCCUGACAAGACUAAAGCUCUGGUGGGCAUUUCAACAGCAGCUGAUCACUUUGUUACAGCCUUUAAAUCACUUCCUCUGCAGGCAAGGAAGGAAUUUGAAGACAUGGGCGUGUGGACAGUCCCGAGCAAAAACUCGGCCGAGGGCUUCUACAGCGUGAGCAUGGAUUUCCUGAAGGAGGCGGAGAACCACUGUGUGCUACAGAGCCCCAUCCCCAUCACGUGCCCGGUGCGCCUCAUCCACGGCCUGAAGGACGAGGACGUGCCCUGGCACAUCUCCCUGCAGGUCGCCGAGCGCGUCCUCAGCAACGACGUGGACGUCAUUCUCAGGCGCCAAGGCCAGCACCGCAUGGCCGACAAGGACGACAUCAAGCUCAUGGUGUACACCAUCGAUGACCUGAUCGACAAGCUGACCACGGUGGCGUGAUCUGACCUCUUGAGCCCGGGCGCCCCUAGUUCCUCAGAGCAAACCCCAGCUAAGGCUUCCGAACCUUCGGCGUAGCUGAGAACGAGAAACAUGAGCAGCCAGGACGUCUAGGAAACAAAGCAGACCUGACAUAUCCCUCGUGCCUUCACUGUGCCAUUUUUACUUCUUUCUGUUUACCUUUCAGUGGUGUCUGAUAACGCUGCUUAUUUAGUUUGACAGUAUUGUUUUCAUCAGCUCCUUACUGCAGUCUUCUGUGCCUUCCUCUCCGCAAUAUUUUAAACAAAUAAAACCUCUUUAUAUCCAGAA